UCUAGGCUAUUUGAUUAUUGAAAGAAGCCUCUGUUGCCUUUGUCUUUUCACUUCACUUCUCUUUCUUUCUCUUUUUUUCUUUCUUUUGUUUUCCUGGUCUUGCAUGCAACACAUUACUAUUUUCACGUCUUUUUUAUAAACCCAAUUCUCACGGAAAAAAAAAAACACAAAACAUAAAAAACAAAAAAAAAACAAAAAACACAAAAAAGCUUCUUUGAAUUGACCAGACAAUCAGGGCUUCUAAUUUCUGUUAUGGUUGUUUGCUGUCUUCGAUCUGGUUAAGGACUAAUCGCAACAUGAUACAUCCUGUUUGAAGUGGAGGAGAUUGGAAAAGGAUGCCCUAUUAAAGGGAGGGUUGAUAGACUUGAAGAUUGAUAUAGUGUCCAAUUUUGGAGAUGAUCCCACAAAAAAUGAGGCAUGCAUGCAGAAAGAUGAUGUAAGUCAGCAAGUUCAGCAAGAAGAAGGAUAAAAGCAUGUGUAAUCCGAUUCCUGAUUUUAUACAAGAACGUAUUUUCGACUUCGUAACUGAAAAACUUGUAGUUGCAUGGAAGAAGUAUGCAAGCAAUCCGGUGGAUUAUGUGGUGAACAACAAGAAGAAACUUAAGGAGCUAGAGAAAGCCAUAAAUGAUCUCCAGGAGGAUAGAAACAGGGUAUAUGAAAAAGCCGAGGAGGAUGAAGUGCGAUUCGGGAGAGAAGUAUAUCAUGUUAAGGCAUGGUUGCGUCAGGUUGACAUAGUCGAUGAACAUGACAAGUUGAAACAAGGUAGGCAGAAACACUUUGUGGCGUCCUUCCUAAAUCCAAUUCAAAGGUAUGUCUGGAGCAAAACAGCACAAGAGAUUAAAGGGACGGUUGGAGAGCUACAAAAUGAAAAGUGUGAUAUUAUUAUAUCUUCUUGGCAAGAUCUAUUAUCCAUUGGUGUUGCGACUUCUGAAUUUGAUGAUAUACCUUUAAGAUCAAGAGAAACAACCAAGAAAAAGAUCAAGGAAUCACUGGAAGACCCUAAUGCAAGAUUGAUCGGUGUUUUUGGGGCAACUGGUGUGGGAAAGACCACUUUGGUAAAAAGUGCUACUGCUCUGUUGGAAAAGACGAACAACAAGUUCGAUGUGGUGAUAAUGGUUAAAGUGACAAAAUGUCCUGAUAUAAAAAGGAUACAAGGCCAAAUCGCUGACAUGCUGGGAGUGAAGUUUGAAGGGGAAAGUGAGCAUGCAAGAGCAAUCACCAUACAAGAGAAGCUUAAGAAUGAGAAGGACAACAUCCUUAUCAUCCUAGAUGAUCUAUGUGCAAAAAUAGAUCUAAAUUCAUUGGGGAUUCCAUCACCAACCGAUGAUCUUGGUCCUCUUCUCUUGACAAAAGGUGAAUCUUCUGCUGACAAACAAACUGAUGGAGCAGACAAAGAGAGAGAAACUUCCACACAAGAUAACAGGCAAAGAGCUCACACAAAAACUAUCUCCAAUGGCUAUCGCAAGUUGAAAACAGAAGAGGGUAGCAGGGGGUAUAAGAUUUUGUUGAUUUCUGAUCUGAGACAAGUAUUGACCGAAAUGGAUGUGAAGCUAGAGCUUAUUAUCCAUGUGAAACUCUUAAAUCGUAAGGACGGAGAGACACUGUUCAAGGAGAUGGCUGGAAUAGGAGCCAACAAUUCUGAAAUUGAAACAUUAGCAGCAGAAAUAGCCAACAAGUGUCAAGGUUUGCCGAUGUCAAUAAUUACAACUGCAAGGGCAUUGAAAAAUCAGAGCCACUUAGUUUGGAAGGAUACUCAUCGAGCGAUUCAAAAGCUUGAAGAGGAAAACCAAUUAGCAGCACCCGAGUAUUCUACAAAGUUGAGUUAUAGGCUUCUAGAAAAUGAGGAGCUCAAGCUUACCUUCUUGCUUUGUGCACGUAUGGAUCAUGACGCAUUGGUUGCGGAUUUGGUGAGAUAUUGCAUUGGUUUGGGUUUUCUUCAAGGCGUUUACUCAGUUUGGGAAGCCAGAGACAGAGUACAAAUGUUGCUCGUCAAGUUAAAAGAGUCAGGUUUGUUGUCUAAUAGUUAUUCAAGUGAUCGUUUCACCAUGCAAAAUCUUGUUCGUAAUGCAGCUUUGUCAAUAUCAUCUGAAGAGAAGCAUGUGUUCAUGAUGACCGAAGAGAAACUAGAUGAAUGGCCUGAUGAGGAUCUACUUAAAGAGUACACUGUUAUUUCCUUACAACGUUGUAAUUUCAUUGGGAGAUUUCCUGUGAACAUAUGUUGUCCUAGGCUUAGAGUCUUUCAUAUUGAAAAUAAUGAUCCAUCUUUACAAAUGCCAGAUAAUUUCUUUCAAGAAAUGAGAGAACUUAGGGUGUUGAUUUUGGUUGGGUUCAACCUUCUAUCAUUGCCUUCCUCAAUUAAAUACCUAAAAAAACUAAGAAUGCUUUGUUUUGAGAAAUGCAUUUUAGGUGAAGUUGAGCAAUUAGGUGUCUUGGGAGAAUUAAUUAAUUUAAGAAUACUUAGCUUUUCAGGAUCUGAUGUCAAAGUUUUGCCUAAGGAGCUAAAGCAUUUAUCUGAGCUUCAAAUCUUUGACAUCAGUAACUGUUACAAGCUUAGAGAGUUUCCACAUGAUGUAAUGAAAAGUUUGACUAGGCUUGAGGAGUUGUAUGUGAGAAACACUCGCAUUCAAUGGAAGGCAAUUAAUGACAGUGUUCUAUCUGUGUUGGGUGAUCUGAAUCAAUUAACAAAUCUAGACCUGCAAAUCCCAAGUGUUGAGCAUCUGCCCAAGAAUUUGUUCUUUGACAAGUUGUACAGUUACAAGAUUAUCAUUGGCUCUUUAAAAAGAUAUUUAGAGGCUGAUUUCAAGAUUCCAGAUAAGUAUGACCUGUCAAGAUGUUUGGCAUUAUGCCAAAAAGAUGGCUUUGACAUUCAUUCCCAGGAGGCAAUCAAAAUGUUGUUUGAAAGGGUUGAAAUCUUGUUGCUGCAAAACUUGAACGGUGUCCAAGAUGUUUUUUAUGAGUUGAAUCUAAAAGGAUUUCCUUAUCUUAAACGUUUAUCCAUUGCAAGCAGCAAGAGUGUUCGCUCUCUCAUUUGUAAGCAGAGGCAGCAUUCUGAUCAGGAGGUUUUUCCCAAAUUGGAGUCAUUGUAUCUCUAUAAGCUUAGGAAAAUGGAGCAAAUUUUCUCUGAUCAGCAACUCUCAAAAGAUUCCUUUGGUAACUUGAAAAUGAUCAAGAUCAAACUCUGUGGUUGCUUGAAGAAUGUUUCCUUAAUGUCUAUGGUUGGACUUCUAAAUAAGCUUGAGACAAUUGAAAUUUCAGAAUGUCACUCUUUGGAGACUUUUGUUGGAGAAACAAAUAAUGAUAAUAAAACAGAGCCUCUUAAGUUUCUCAAACUUCGUUCUUUGACGCUGCAAUCUUUAUCCAAGUUUAUUGGGUUCUAUCCAAUUUCAUCUGAAGAAAAUACCAGAUCAUCUGAAGAAGAAGAUAGUAGAUCACUGUUUGAUGGCAAGAUUGAAUUUCCGGAGCUAGAGAGAAUUGAGUUGUCUAUGCUCCAAAUCAAACACAUAUGGAGUGAUCAAAUAUUGGCUUGUCAUACCGUUGACCAAAGAACUUCUCCUUUUCAUCAAAAGUUGACGAGACACUUUGGGAAAAAGCGCCACACUAUCAAACAAACUUAUUCUUCCUUUCAAAAUUUGAUGCACCUCGAUGUGAAUGGUUGCUGGAAUUUAGAAAGUCUAUGGUCUUUCUCGAUUGCUAGACAUUUGGUGAAUCUUCAAAGCCUUUUUGUUACUGAUUGUAAGAUGACCCACAUCUUCCCCCAAGAUCAAGGUGAUGGUGAGGCUAAAACGAAGAAGAAGGAUGCCAUUUUUCCAAACCUGAAGACCGUUAAGCUGAGUAACAUGAAGAGAUUGUGUAAUAUAUGGAAUUCUGAUGAAGCUCCUGAAAAUUCCUUUGGCAAGCUGAACACUCUGAUCAUUGAUAAUUGUGAUGAACUGGUCAAUGUAAUUCCUCAUAAUAUGGCUCGAAGAUUGUCUAGUUUAUGUUGCUUGAGGGUUACGAACUGCGCAUCAAUCAAAGUUAUAUUUGAAGAAGCUAAUGAUGAUGAUAAAAGACAAGAUGCUAUGCAUAAUAUCAAGUUGCAAGAUAUUCAUUUAGAAGCACUCCCGAAACUGGAGAGUGUAUUCAAAUGGGAAAAAGAAGUAAAAUGGAGUGAUCUCAAAUUGCAAAAGAUAUGGGUGCAUCAUUGUGGAAGGUUGGAAAAUAUAUUUUCAGUUUCUGUAGUCAAGAAUGUUAAAAUAAGCCUUGAAAGCCUUGAAAGCCUUGUGGUAUCAGAUUGCUCUCAACUCAGAGAAAUAGUGGGCAACAAGGGAGAAGACGAUGCUGUCAUCGACAAAAAUGGCCCUGUUAAAUUCAUCUUGUCUAAAUUGAGAAAAAUAGUGUGCAAGGGAGAAGAUGCUGUCAUCAACUCAAGUAGUCCUAUUCAAUUUGAGUUUCCUAAAUUGACUACUGUGAAGUUUUUUGGAUUAUCAAAAUUCAAGAGCUUCUAUUCACCAGGAUCUUAUGAAUUAAGUUGUCCAACAUUAAAAGACCUAUCUAUUAAAAGUUGUGACUUGUUGGAACUAUUUGAAGAAACCUCAUCACAUGCAGAAAUAAUGAAUGUUCUUUUUCCAGAAAAUUCUAAAACUAGAGAAGAAGAAGGAGAAAGAGAAGUAAAAGUAAAAGUAAAAGUAAAGGAGGUAAUCAAUAACAAGUUAAAGUCCAUGCACAUUGAAUCACGACAUCUACUGGGGUCAUCCAUGGACUAUGACUACAGAAGGGAUAGCUUAGAAGAGCUUCAGUUGUCUGGACUGACGGAUUCUGAUAUUAUAUAUUGUUUCCUUCAUUCCAACCCUAACCUCAAGAGCUUAUGCUUGAAUGAUUGUUUCUUUAGAGAAUUGAAGCCUGGUGGAACAAGAAGGCCCGCUAUUGGGGUUGUGCCAAAGUUGAAAAGCUUGACAUUAACAAACACGUUUCUUCCGAAGAUUUGCUUUGAACAAGAUGCAGUUCUUCAAAAGAUAGAGUCAUUGGUUAUAAACAAUUGUUUUAAGUUGCACACCAUAGCACCUUCGUCUGUGUCUCUCGCUCACUUGACAAUUCUAGAAGUGGUUGACUGUAAGGACUUAAAAUAUGUGAUGUCACCAUCAACUGCCAAAAGCUUGGGUCAACUCAAAACCAUGAAGGUAAUCAAUUGUGAAUAUUUAAAGGAAAUUGUUUUAGAGAAAACACAAGAAGGACAAGAAGAAAAAGAAAAUGUAGGCACGGAGGUUCCCAUCAUUUUCAAACAAUUGACAACUCUUGAGCUUGUGUCAUUGGAGAGCCUUAAUAGUUUCUGCAACUCCAAGAAUUGUGCCUUUAAAUUCCCAUCACUGGAGAAUUUUAUUGUGAGUGCAUGUCCCAACAUGAAAAAUUUCUCUAAAAAGAAAGUCGAGUGUGGGCCAAAUUUGCAAAAAAUAUAUUAUGUGCAUGACAAAGAGAAAAAGAGAUGGUGCUGGUACGAAGACAAUAUAGGAUCUACAAUAAGAUACAUAUUUGACAAUAAGAAAUUUUUUGAAGGCAUGAAUGAGUUGGAUUUGGAUGAGUUGAAUUUGGAUUCUGAUAAAGAUCUUCUAAUACCAAUCUGGCAAAGUAAAGAAGGUCCCCAGAAAGAUUGGUUUUCUGGUUUAAAAACUCUGACGCUAUAUCACUGGUAUGCAUCUAAUACGCAUGCAAUUCCGUCAAAUGUUCUCUGUUGUUUGAAGAGCUUACAAGAACUUCAAGUGUGGAAAUGCGAGAGCAUAGAAAGCAUUUUUGAGAUGGAUGACAUUAAGAGCAGGGGAUCAUCAUUCCAACUGAAGAAGCUAAGUUUAGGGGGACUAUCAAAACUGAAGAGUGUGUGGCAACAUGACAAAGGAGAAAUCCUUCUAGGCUUUCAAAAUCUGCAGCAGGUCACUAUCAAUGGUUGUAGUAAACUGACAAGUGUGUUUCCUACUGUCUUGGCCAGAGAUCUUAAAAAGCUCCAGGAACUUGAUGUAAGCGAUUGCGCUCAGUUGCAAGAACUUGUUGGAAAAGAUCAAGAGGAAGCAGUGGAAGGAUCACAAAAGUUUGUGUUUCCUCGUUUAACCAAACUAAAACUAUCAGAGUUGCCACAGCUAAGAGACUUAAACUCUGGAAGAUUGACUCUGGAGUGCCCCGAGUUAAAGCAGCUGGAGCUGUUUCCGAAGCAACAACAAAAAUAUCCGGAGGACGGUGUUUCCAAGGUGGAGAAGUUGUGGCUCAAUCCAAAUCACACUUGGGCGAAGCAGUUUAUGAAUAAAGGCGGCUUUCAUCACUAUUUAAAUGAACUUUUCCUUAGGUAUUACUAUGGUUACAAUGAUGAUGGAGAGAACUCUACUUCACCAUUUGAGAUACUUGCUGACAAGAUGCUUCCCAAAUUAGAGAUUAUUGAUAUAUAUGGGAACAAACAUUGCAAAACCAUCAAUAUUCCCAAAGAAACGGGUGAGAGGAUGCUUCACUUGAAAGAAUUGAAGUUGGACUCACUACGUGAGCUGAACUCCAUUAGUGGGAUAGAAUACUUGUCAAAUCUGCGGCUAUUGGAGGUUUCUUAUUGUCCAAAAUUGACAACAGUAUUAGUACUACAAUCAGGCUCCAAUCUGAAAGAAUUGCAUGUAAAGGACUGUAAUGGAUUGGAAUGUUUAUUGACAUCCUCAGCAGUAAAAAUGCUAAUACACCUUGAGGAGUUGAAAGUUGAUGGGUGUGACUCAUUGAAAGAAAUAGUGCAACAAGAAAGUGGGACGGAAGACAUUAUUGAAUUUAACCGCCUACACAGGAUAACUCUUGUAUCUCUGCAUAACCUGGAAUGCUUUUAUUCAGGGAAUGCCACACUGCAGUUCCCCUCGUUGAUUCAGCUGGACAUACUAAGCUGCCCCAAGAUGAAAAUUUUCUCGCAAACAGAAAUACAUGGGAAGCUGAAAGUAUUUUACUCCUCUUAUGAAGCUGAAAGGUGGUUCGUCCAUGAUCUAAACAUAGCUGUUGUAUGCGAGUCUCUACAACAGGAAUCUCUUGAUCUUGGCGAUCACCCAGAGCUGAAAGAUUUAUGGCUUGAUAAAGUGCAUAUUCCAGCUGAGGCCUUUUCCUCUGGUUUCAAUUUAAAAAGUCUGAUGGUGAAAGGGUGUGAUGAAUUUUUUACAACCGCAAUACUACCUUCUCAUUUACUUCCCUUUCUCAGUCGAUUACAAGAGUUGGAGGUGCGGGGAUGCAAUUCUGUUGAGGCCAUAUUUGAAAUCAAAGAUACAACAGCAGAUAUUGUUAUUCCUUUGAAGAUAUUGACUUUGCAGAAACUUCCAAAUCUAAGGCAUGUUUGGAACAAGGAUUUUGAAAGAAAGCUCAGCUUUCCAAAACUAGAGGAGGUUAUUGUUGAUGAAUGUGAAAGUAUAAAAUCGGUGUUCCCAGAAUCAGUUGGCAAGGGUAACAUACAAAGGUUAGAAGUGAAGAAUUGUGCAGAGUUAGUUGAAAUUGUUGCUGGAGAUGAUGUAGCCAAACAGGUUAGCAUCUUCUCCACGCUAUCUUCUCUGGAGCUGUGGAAUUUGCCAAAUUUGAAGUGUCCAUUACUAUCGCAUUUGCUACCUUCUCUUCAUAAAUUAGAAGAGUUGAUGGUUGGAAAAUGUGGUUCCUUGAAGACUAUAUUUGAUGUGAAAGAUGCGCCAACAAAUGAAGAAGAUACAAACAUGAUUACUGUUAUUCCUUUGAAGAAAUUGACUUUGGAGAAACUUCCAACUUUGAUCCAUGUUUGGAACAAGCAUCCUAAAGGAAAGCUCAGUCUUCCGAAAUUGGAGGAGGUUAUUGUUGAUGAAUGUGCAAGCUUAAAAUUCUUGUUCCCAGAAUCAGUUAACAUACAAAAGUUAGAAGUGAAGAAUUGUGAGAAGUUAGUUGAAAUUGUCGCAAGAGAUGAACUAAUCAAAGAAGAAGAUGUAGAUAAACAGUUUAAUAUCUUCUCCAAGCUAUCUUGUCUGAAGCUGUGGAAUUUGCCAAAUCUGAGCUACAUUUAUCAUGGAAUGGAAGACUCUGAAUUUUCAUUAUCAAAUGCAUUAUUACCAUGGCAUAUGCUACAUUCCCUUCAUAAAUUGGAAGAGUUGGUGGUUGGAAAUUGUGGUUCCUUUGAGACAAUAUUUGAUGUGAAAGAUGCUCCAAUAAAUGAUGUGGAAGAUACAGACAUAAUUUCUGUUGAGGUUAUAUUUGAAGUCAAAGAUACAAUAAUAGAUAUUCCUUUGAAGAAAUUGACUUUGGAGCAUCUGCCAACUCUAAGUCAUAUUUGGAACAAGAAUCCUAAAAGAAGUAUUCUCAACUUUCCAUGUCUGGAGGAAGUGGUUGUGAAUGGAUGUAAAAGCCUCACAAGCUUGUUGCCAGCAUCAUUGCCCAUGUCUAACAUGGAAAAGAUAGAUGUGAAAAAUUGUGAGGAAUUGGUUGAAAUUGUUAUAAAAGAUGAAGCAGACAAUGAAAAAACAAAUAAGAAGCUUAUUAUGUUCCCUAAGCUAACCUCAUUGACUCUGCACAAUUUGCCAAAUCUUACAUACAUAUAUGCUGGAAUGCACAUUCUAAAUUUGCUCGAGUUAAUAGAAUUGGAUAUUUCUCAGUGUAAAUUUGCAACAGAUUCCACUGCAAAGGUUGUUAAAUUUGUUACCCCUCACUUACAGCGAGUGUCAAUAGACAUGGAAGGUGUGAUGAUGCUUUAUUUGAGCCCCAAAAACAUAAAAUAUGUGAGAUUGCAGGGCUUUAAUGAUAUUGAUGACUUAGAUGCCGCAUUUGCCUUUAAUUUCUUCCCAAAGAAGGUGCCACUUCCCAAUAUUCAAAUGCUUGGGGUGGCCGACAGUGCUUUCAAAGAGAUAUUCCCCUUACAAAAGCCUGAGAUUAUUCGUUCACAGCUGCUUGUUCGACAAUUGGAAUUGAAGAAUCUGCACAAGCUUGAAUCCAUUGGGUUACAGCACACCUGGGUGGCCUCCUCUAAUCUCACAUGGCUGAAAGUUGAGGGUUGUGCAUCUUUGAAGUAUUUGUUCACUUCUUCAGCCGCCAAAUGUCUUGUUCAACUUAGAGGGUUACACAUAUCCAACUGUGAAGCACUCGAAAGUUUAAUGGUGGAUUAUCAACCACAUGAUGUCAUCAUAUUCGAAAGGCUUGAGAACCUGUCUCUUAGCCAUAUACCAAAACUUGAGAGCUUCUACAAAGGAAACUCAACUUUGAAUUUUCCAUCUCUAUGGAUAGUCGAGGUUACUGAAUGCAAAAGAUUGGAGUAUUUGUUCACAUUCUCAACUGCCAAAAGCUUGCAAAAAUUGUAUCAGGUGGAGAUUUCCAAAUGUGAGUCAUUGGAAACAGUAGUUUUGGCAACACAAAAAGGGGACAAAUCACAAGAAGAUCUCACAUUCUCAGACUUGGCAUAUCUGACUCUUAGUGAAUUGCCAAAACUUGAAAGUCUUUUCACCGAAAACUCAUCAACUUUGAAUUUCCCAUCUCUAACGAUAGUCAAGGUUACUAAAUGCAACAGAUUGGAGUACAUGUUCACAUUCUCAACUGCCAAAAGCUUGCAUAAAUUGGGGAAGAUGGAGAUUUCCAAAUGUGAGUCAUUGAAAACAGUAGUAUUAGCAACACAAGAGGCAGACGAGCCACAUGAGCUCACAUUCUCACACCUCUGGAAUCUGUCUCUAAGCGAAUUGCCAAAACUUGGAAGCUUUUUCACGGGAAAGUCAACUCUGGAAUUCUCAGCAUACUUAAACUUGGACAUUAAGAUCAGUCAAUGCAAGAUCAUGAAAACUUUCUCACGUGGUGACGUGGAAGCACCUCGAUUACGGAAGGUGGAGAUAGAUGGAGUGAGUUGCUGGACAAAUAAUCCAAAUGUUGCAGUCAGUCAAGAAUUUGAGAAACGAACGAAGCAGCAUUGAUGAGUUAAUUAGUACAAUCAUAAUUUAAUAUGAAAUUUGUUCCUUGCUAAGAGAAGCUUAUUUUCAAUGCAUUUGUUACCAGCAAAACUAAUAGUCUAAUCAAGGAGCAACGGACAAAUAAAUAAGGAUGGUUGGUUCUAUGGGACACCAAAUGCAGCAAUUAAGAGGAUAUAAGUGGAUCAUCAUGGCAACAAAUAUUCAUUUCUGUUUGAGUAGUGUGGUGUGGUGUGCAUGAUAUGAAUAAGUUCCCUGUAUCAUUAUGCAGGAAGAAGUGUGUGAUUGCCUUUUAAGUGGCAUAGCUAUAAACUAAGUGUGUUUUAUCAAUAAAAUUAUAUCUUGUAUUUUAUACAAUAUGUAAGGUAUGUGUGCUUUGUAAUUUAUUGAGAACACUAGUGUAUUUUUAUG
Molecule: messenger RNA, 10289 nt
Organism: Arachis stenosperma
Lineage: Eukaryota; Viridiplantae; Streptophyta; Magnoliopsida; Fabales; Fabaceae
Exons: 13
Coding region: 474-9884 (3136 amino acids)
Molecular function (GO): ADP binding
Source: RefSeq, a predicted model, not a curated record